Messenger RNA from Rana temporaria (common frog), 449 nucleotides. RefSeq names its product small nuclear ribonucleoprotein polypeptide G (gene SNRPG). The transcript is spliced from 4 exons. Gene Ontology annotation, cellular component: precatalytic spliceosome; U5 snRNP; catalytic step 2 spliceosome. The coding region runs from base 94 to 321 and encodes 75 amino acids. Gene Ontology annotation, biological process: spliceosomal snRNP assembly; mRNA splicing, via spliceosome. Gene Ontology annotation, molecular function: RNA binding. NCBI's taxonomy places the organism in Eukaryota, Metazoa, Chordata, Amphibia, Anura, Ranidae. The record is from RefSeq and is a predicted model, not a curated record.
AACGUCAUCAGUGCGUUCCCAUUGCUUCGGCGCGCUUCACCGUGUGCUGAGAACGUUGUGUGUUCGGAGCGUUAUCGAGGGAACGGCAUCACCAUGAGCAAAGCACACCCGCCUGAGCUGAAGAAAUUCAUGGACAAAAAAUUAUCUUUAAAGUUAAAUGGAGGUAGACAUGUUCAGGGAAUACUUCGAGGAUUUGACCCAUUCAUGAAUCUUGUGCUAGAUGAAUGCUCAGAAGUAGCACCAAGUGGGCAACAAACUAUUGGCAUGGUGGUCAUACGAGGGAACAGCAUAAUCAUGUUGGAAGCUUUGGAACGAGUAUAGUAUUAGGAUAUGAUGAGCCUAACCUGCCCAUGGUGUCAACCCUCAAUUAAGUCCUCCUACUGUAGUCAUACGCUUUACAUUUGUUGUGCUGUUAAUUUUUUUUUGUAUUAAAAGGUUUUUCACUGACA